GUCUGGUCAGUUGUGAUUGAAAUAACUUGAAAGUAGAUUACUGAGUAGCUCGGAAUAGAAUGGAAACUUGGUGGACGUGAAAGUUUUCUGAGAAGUGCAGUCAUCAGAAUGAGUAGAGCGUUAAGCAAAUAUCGUGGAACUCUUGUUGGAGCAUUGGUCGGAGAUUGCCUUGGUUCUAAGUACGAAGGCGUGUCGGGUAUCAUUCCUUGGGGAGAGGUCACCGACUACACUAUGACAAGAAUCAAAGACAACAAAGAGAGUAUUCCUUAUACGGACGAUUCAGCGAUGACUCGAGCUAUUUGCAAGUCUCUUACAGAACAACAGAAAUACGAUAACCGCAAUAUGGCCAAGGCAUUUGUGGAGGAGUUCUUUAGAGAUCCCGACCGUGGAUACGGGAGUGCUGUGGGGAGAGUGUUCGAGCGUUUACGGGACGAGGAUCCCGAGGAUGUAACCUCUCCUGCCCGCAGCCAGUUUGAUGGACAGGGCUCGUAUGGUAAUGGUGCAGCUAUGAGGAUUUCACCUCUUGCACUUUUUAGUCGAACUUCUAAGGAACUUCAAGAGGUAAGAUGUAAGAUGACUGGCUGAUUAUAAACAAUUAUUUACACGUUACAAUAACAAGAGCGUUAACAACGGUGGUUGGGGAUCCGGGGGGGCACUCCCCUAUGAAAGUGAUGAGGGCUUGUCGGAAAAUUUCGAGAACACCCGUAAAAGGUAGAAGAAUCUUGUGUUAUGGGCAUGUCCCUAAUAAAUUUCCACCCCUGAGAGGUACCAAUUCAACAAUAACAAAUUAUAUAACUGGCACUGCGAAUUUAUAUAGUAAUGUUCAAACAGUUUCUUCUCAAGGAUUUUUUGAAAGUAUUGUCAUAAAUCUUACUGAGACAACUCUGGCAGCAAUGAUUUUAGGUUUCGGCACCCUAAGCGGCACCAACCCACAAAUUUAAACCUCUGAAAGGUAUGACGAGCACCCACGUCACUUUUAUAGGGGAGUGCCCCCUCCCCCCUGCAUUGGGGAUUAUCUAAAGUUGUCAGACCACACCUUGGAUGUGUCCUCCUCUUCGAUCCUCGCAAGGGAGGAGGACAAGUUCAAGAGAAGAGUUAGGGAGGCCAUCGAAAUAUUUUGUCAGGAUCCAACUUUGAACAGAGUCUACUCUGGUCCAAGCUCUCCCCGAUCUAUUGAGACCUUUUGUUAUGUGAUUCACAGUGUAAAUCAGGUGACAAAACACCCAAAUCCAUCACUUGAAAAAGGUUCUGCGAUGGAAUUGAAUGCCUGUGUGUAAAAAGUUUUUCCUAUCUUGUAAAUCGAAUUGUUGCUUAAUGUUGUUUAUUAUUUAUGAGGUUUUUGUGAAAUCAGAAAUAACCAAGGUUGUGGCAAGUGUUAUCAGCCUCAGCUGAAAACACUUACCAAGACCUUGAUUAUUCUGGAUAUUACAAAAAACAAAUCUAAACAGGGCUCUGCUCUAGCAGAGCCCUGUAGCCUCUGGCACCUAACUUUUGCCCUUGGGCAACUAGAACAUCUUAACUUUUUCAUACAAAUCAUAAUCUGGGCACCCUAGAUUUUACAGGUUCAGAGCACCGGGCUUCCUUCAAUUUUCCUUAAAGCAAAUCCUUGCUAAAAAUUGUUUUGUUAUACCUUGUUUUGAAGAAAGUAGCGACAAACACACUGUUGCAUGGAACACAGUUUGACAUUACUCUUGAAAGUCAUGUUUUGCCAGUGUAGAUCUAAUCUGUAGGUUGUACUGAUUUCCAAAAUUAUAAUGUGGGCUCUGAGCCAAUGAGAAGACAGAUUAUGAGUAGCAUGUCAUAAUUUGCAUUGAAGGACAGAAUGUAACGGCAGAUUCUUAAGGGUCUGGUAAGGAAAAAUUAAAGGACCACAAUCUUUGAACGAACUUUGGUGAUUGUCUGGGAGAUUUCAUUCUCUUUUUAAAUAUGGAGACUGGGAGAUAACGGUCCAAAAUCUGGAGUCUCCCCGGUCCGGGAGAGUUGACAUCACUGAAUGUUGAGGGUUCAUGGAGCCAAGCAGCAAUCAGGCAUGGCCAAGGGAGGUAUCCAUAGCAACUCAGGCAGUGUGGCCAAGUGGUUAGCAUGUUGCACUCGCAAUCCGGCGGUCCCGGGUUCAAGUCCCACUCUGGCCACUGAAUUUGUUCUCAGUCUUCCCGAGUUCAAAUCCUUGGCCAGGCUUGUAAAUAGUCAACUAGCUGCUUCCUGCCAGUUGGGGUUUUAAAUCCUGUUAUGUUGUAUUUGAAUUAUUUGUUUUCUAAGUAUUCACUGAUUGUAAAGUGCUUUGGAUCACUAAGAGAAAGGUGCUAUAUUUAACAAUCAUUCGCCGAAGGCGAAGUUAAUAUUGUUGAAUACUCCCCAAGAGAAAGUUGAGGGGAUUAGUCACCCCUCCUCCUCCAAACAAAAUAUCAACUGAGCGAGGACGGGUUUUCUUGAAGAAAUUGUUUUAGUAUAAUCAUGCAAAAUAAACAAAGUGAUUUCAACAGAAUCAGAAAGGAAGGCAAAAAUUUAUUAAAAAACGUAAUCACACAAAGUGAUCUUUGAUUGAUUAGUUUGAUUGACAGGCGAAUUCAUGUGUGAACAUGAAGCCGUAAACAGUGGAUGCGCAAAAGUUAGAUCUUUACAGUAUCUUCAAACAUGGCAAUGAUAGUUUUAAUCUUUUUGUGUCAAGUUUUGUAAGCUUUAGCAUCAACGGUUUAAAAGAAAACGCCGAAAAUUUAAAUUACUACCCAAUUCUGAGAAGAAAAGUAUAGCUUUAUUUGUUUCUGUCAACUCACCGUGAAUGAGAAAGUUUUCUUUGUCGCUUCUUGCAAAUCCUGUCAACAGCGGCUAUGAUCAAGGUGAGUGUUGUUUAUCUCCAGUGUUCUUUGCCUUGUUGACUUGCUGGCACGUACAAUUUUCAAAAAUAUUUGCCUUCCUCUUUUCUCCAUAAAUUAACUUCUAUUUAUAGGCAAAAUUGGUCUUGCAAGAAAAUCCCGAAAUCACAAAACAGUGACAAAGCGACCUCGUUUUCCUCUGUAGUGGUAAGCAUAGCUUCAAGCGUACAAAAAGUCAGCUACAGUAAACCACUUCACAAUAAAUCACGCUGUUUGAACACCAUGAAGUCUUUUCUUGCCUUCAAAGUCAUCAGCACUUGGAUAUUCGUGUAUUUUCAAAAAGGCUUUACUAUGAAACUUUGGCAAAACACCCAGUUCACGACAGCGAUAUUGUUCUAAUUUUUUUCUCCACCUAGCGUGGUGAAUAUAACGUCAUAGUCCGAGAUAGCUCACCAAUCAGAUUGCUUGAAUUACCAAGAUCACUUAGUGUGUAUAUACUAAAAGUGUAUAUUAUAUUAUUAUUAUUAUUAUUAUAAUCAUAACUAUAACAAAAUUGUCAAAUCUGAUUGGCUAUCAACUGCCCUGAUUUCUGCCUUAAUUGGACAGUUUAAUAGGACAGUACGCGUCAUGCCUAAGUAAUUGGACAGUACGCGCCAUCAUGUGCGCGCUUAAAUGGCUUUUUUUUCCACUGCUAGCAAAACAAAAUUUCGGAUUUCUUGUGUUUUGAUUUAAAAAAUUACCUAUUAUGUCACAAAUUUUGUUAAAGUUAUGAUUAAUUGGUAACAGAACUUCGUGUCAUCCAAUUCGGUCUGUAAUCAUACUCAUGAUUAAAUAAAUCGGACUCCCGCUACGCGGUCGUCCGAUUUUGUUAAUCACUCGUAUGAUUACAGAUCGAAUUGGACUCCACUCAGUCCUGUUACCAUUACUUAUUAUUAUUAUUAUUAUUAUUAUUAUUAUUAUUAUUAUUAUUAUUAUUAUUAUUAUUAUUAUUAUUAUUAUUAACUCAACAAGCACCCAACACCAAAGGCACAGCCACAAAGAACCAAUCAGUGUGGAAAAUUUACCAAACCUGUUACUUACCAAAGGGAGGGUGGAGAGAGAGAAAAAAGCUUGGAGAUGUAGCAAGCUAAAUGACCUUACUCUUAGGCCAGCAAGCAAGCAAAAGCAAAUGCAAACCACAAGGAGCCUCACUGCAGAGUGGUCAAAGGUCAUGUUUGAGCCAUGUAGAGGGGUGAUUGCUGACUGACAUUGUCUUGAGUGUAACCUUUUACUAUAAGUAAUGCGUUUUUUUAAAGUUGUUAUUCAAGCACAUAAUAAUUCAAUUCUUUUCUUUAGUGUUCUGAAUUAGUAAUUAAUACAUAUACAUGGUAUCUGAAUGUUUUAGUAGGCAGAUUAAUACCAGUGACAUUAUACAUCUUUUUGGUACACUGCAUAUCUAUAAUAAUUAAUUAAAAUUUAAAAUUUAAAAUUACAAACAAUUUUUUAGGAACUUAUUUACAAAUAUAAAAGAUAAAAUGACUCUACCAGUGACAUUAAUGUGACCAGAUCUUUGUGGGUGUAUUACUAGCCCUCCAAUGUAUCUACAGGUAUCUCAGGAGGGGUUCUCUGAUCAUAUGAUAGUGACAGAGAUGGUGAGAGAGGGACCAUAAUUUGUGGAUUGAAAAAUUUUGAAUCUGAGACCUUUCUUUGAGGUAGAAAUUAUUUGAGUGAAAGAAUUAAUUUUAGGCGAAUGCUAUGAAUGCAAACUCUGUGUGAACUUUUCUCAUUGUUCUGUCUUUGUAGUGGGGUUGGGGUGGGGGUUGUGAUAAGGUGAUACAUGGUCUGGUUUGAAAUUGAUAGGCCUUUUGUGAGCUUAGUCAUCCCUGCUUGACACCACGGUGUGCCUACUCAGAGUGUUCUAAAAUUUAGAAGAAGUCUGUGGAGAUAGGUAUGGAUUGGAAUUUUUGUGGCUAAAAUAUGGUGGUCAACAUAUAGUUUUUACUCGAUUAAGCUAAAAAAUGUUUCCUUACCUUUAUUGCUGUAUACUGCUUUCUCUUGCUUGGAAAUAGUGAUGUUUAGUAAGUUGAAGGAUUCUGCGCUUAGUCCAACAAAAAACCCUGGUCAGUUCUCAAACUUGCUGCUUUUAGAAGCAAGAAAAACAGUCCACAACAUUUCAGGAGAUCAGAUUGUCUUUACUUUUCUGCUUACAAGUGAAUAUUUAUCAGAGCAAUUGCAACCUGAUGAUAUUCCCAUACAUUUUUCAAUGUAGAUUUUUUAAUGCAUUUUUUAAAGAACAUAAUUAUGGUGACACAGUUUGUGUGGUUUUCUUUUGGUACUGGGGAGACAGAGGUGUGAAGAAGCUCCCUUAAGUCCUUUUCAGUUAACCACGCCCUAUUAAGCUCAAACUCCUGGGGCUUUCAAAAGAGCAAACAAAGGGGAGGGGAACAUGCUAAAUGUAUCCCAAUCUAAUGUCAAAUUCUCCCUUUGAUUCACAAGCUUAGUAAGGCAAAUUGAAGGGGGAAUUCCACAGUUAAUCAGAAAUCACUCUGUGCUUAGUUGGCGGCCGUCCUCAAACAAUCAACUAGUUUAUAAGGGUGCUCCACGCUGUCACUAGUACAUGUAUGUGUCAAUAACUUAAUGGUAAUAAUAACUUAUGCAUUGGAUGAGGUAAUUUAUUUCUGGAAGAAUCAACCUCAGCCUCUGUUGUUGUCCUAGACUGAUAACACUUACCACAACAUUGAUUGUCCUGUAUAUGACAAAAACCAAAUUUAAAGAUUGCUCAAUCAUACAUUGUUUUGAGCUAACAACAAAUUACACACUGUUGCACGGAACAAAGUUUGAACUUGCUCUUGGAAAUCACAUAACAUGCGUCCUACCUACAGAUUAGUUGGUAUUAUCUACUAGCAGAUAAGUAACUUAUUUGAAGGUUGUGCUUAUUUCCAAAAUUAACUGUACCCUCUUAGCCAAUGAGAAGGCGGAUAGUGAGUACAAUGUAAAGUAAUAUUUAUUGUAUUGAUCAAGCUUAAAUACUAAUUUUUCUUUUUUGCAACUACAGAUUGCCAGGAAAAAUGCCCUUAUUACACAUGCUCACAUUAAUGGUAUAAAUGGUGCUAUAAUGCAAGCAAUGGCAGUGCAUACAGCACUGUGUAUUGAACCUCCAAAUCUUGAACCCAGCAGCUUUAUUGAUCAGCUCACUGAAGUGGCAGAAAAACUAGAACAGUCAGCUACUGAAGAAAGGUAAGGAUCUGUUUCCAAACAACAACAACAACAAACGUUGUUAAUAAACAGAUAAUAUUACAGAAGCAUUGCCCGCAGCUAGCAAAGCUUUUUUGGGUGGGACAGUGCGUACAAAGUACGAAAUUAAGACUGAUGCUAAUGAAGGAAAGUUUACAGUUUACAAAUAAAUGAAAUAAAAAUCGUAAUAUGGAUGAGGACUAGAUAACACAAUAAAAAAGAAAGAAUUAAACAAACAAAUUCUAAAAGUAGCAACUAAUAAUCAAGAAUUUAUUUUUCAACACUUUUGGCUAAUUUUACCUUAAUUUGUAAUUAAGGUGGGCGUAUCAAUACAGUCAUCGUCUGAAUUCAAAAUACCAAAAAGUAAUUGGCGAAGAGUUUUUUAAAAUUUAUUCUUGGGGAAAUGUCGGAAGUGACAGGGUAUCUUAUUCCACAGCUUAGCCCAAAGCUAGUAUUACAUGUACCCCACUAAAACCAAGAGGAAACACCAUUUAGGCUCUCAACUACUACUGGGGGCUCUUCCACUUUAAAGGAUUGUAUGUCACACUAACUUUUUAGAAAGCUAAAACGUUUUUCGUAUCAAUUGAAUUCCAAAAAUAAUGGUCCAGUGUUGUUAUUUAAGACCAUAGUUAGGCACUGAAACUGUUUCCUGUCAUCUGUUUUAAUGGAUGGAAGUGGAUUGAAACUUGGAAAAAAGUUGGGCCAACCUUUUUUAGUUUCAAUCGUAGAGACUACAAGCAGUCUCUCUUUUUUCUUAGCCCGUCGAGCGAAACGCGCGAGACACGAAAAUGACCACGCGUGUGACUGAAGGCACGAGUAUUUUCUUCUCGGGCUGCCUCCCUCGCUUCUAGCACCGUUCGAUGCUCGCGCGCGCAUGCAGUCCCCUUCCCCUAAAUCUGAAGAAAAAGAGCCAGACUGCUUGAAGUCUACCAUGUUAUGCCUGCAAAGAUCGCCAAAUCAAUUAUUAUGGUUAGUGGCCCCCUGAUGAAAUUUGUCUGAUAUCACCUUUGUAGCUCCAGACCACAGGAGCAUUUUGUCCAUAGGAAAAGGCACUCCAGUAAUGACAUCAGUACAAAAGUGUCCUAAAACAUCAACAUUUGUGACAUAGCUCCUUUAAAGAUGAUUGGCUGAAGUUCCCCUUCAACAAUUUUGAAAACACCCUCCAAGUCUAUUCAAUCUCUCAGAGAUACCAGUGAUUGGUACCUCUUAAAAAGUUAUUUUUUAGCGCCCAGGUAAGUGUGAUACCAAUCCAGAAUUUUACCCCCCCCCCCAUAAGGUACAACGAUUGUUGCUGCUGGGUUGAAUCUAAUUUGAAAUAAUUGUUAUUUUUUGUUAAGCCUGUCGACUUUCAAUGAUUCAAAUCAUUAUUUCUUUUGCUAGUGACCGAAAAGUUAGUUCUUCAACAACCACUUUCUCAUAUGUCAAGAAAAUCAAAGAAAUGAAAGAAUUGCUCGGUAAAGGCGAAGCACUGGAACCAGAGACUGUGGUACAUACGUUCGGUAAUGGAAUAAAAGCACAGGAAGCCGUUCCCGCCGCAAUAUUUGCAUUCCUUCACAAAGGCAAAGUAUCAUUCGAGGAAUCCAUAAACUAUGCUAUAUCCUUAGGGGGCGAUACAGACACAAUCGCCAGCAUGACAGGGGCGAUCAGUGGGGCAUACUGGGGACUGGAGACGAUUCCUUCAUUGUGGCAAGAAAAAUGUGAGGCUGUAGAUGAAGCUAUUGUGUACGCAGACAAAAUCUACGAACUGCAACAAGCAAGAAAUGAAACUAAUACUAAGGAAAUGUGAUGAGGAAGAAAUGCUUUUUCAACGCUGUGCUACACUACCCUUCAGUAUAGCACUGGCCCUGUGAAAGAAUAGCCGUACUAGUACUAGUUGCACCAUUUUAUUUAGCUAGAUCCAGCUAUCCACUUCAGUCAGCAAGGAUUUCUUGAUUAGAUUAGUACCAUUGAUGGUGAAUGCGCAAUAUGCGUACCUUCGGAGGAAAACCUCAUAUCGCCUGAU
This is a messenger RNA of Porites lobata, 8028 nucleotides long. The record is from the annotation of a GenBank genome assembly. Lineage: Eukaryota; Metazoa; Cnidaria; Anthozoa; Scleractinia; Poritidae.